CUGUCAGCGGCGGCGGCGGUGGCGGCGUCCGUCAGUUUUCGCUGAGGAGAAGCACGAAAAGGACCCGUUGGCUCUCCCCCCCUCCCCUUCCCCGCCCUGAACCCCUCUCCUGGCUCGCCGGGAAUCAGUCCUUGUGGAGUUUCCCCUCCAACCCGCCGCCGUUUCCUCGGUCCUCGGCCCGGUGGAAGUCACUGCCCUCGAGGAGGAGGCAGCGGCAGCCGCCCUCGCCUCGCCGCCCCCGGUUCGGUGCCCGCGGUCCCGGAGAGGAGGUGCCGCCGCCACCGCCGCUCCCCCCCCCCCCCCGCUGCCCUCGGGCCGGGCUGGGUCGAGUUGCGAUGCCCUCGGACUUCAUCUCAUUGCUCAGCGCGGACCUAGACCUGGAAUCGCCCAAGUCCCUGUACUCGCGAGAUUCUCUGAAGUUACACUCAUCACAGAAUUUUCAUAGAGCUGGACUAUUGGAAGAAUCUGUCUAUGAUCUUCUCCCAAAGGAGUUACAGUUACCUCCAUCUAGAGAAACAUCUGUAGCAUCAAUGAGUCAGACAAGUGGUGGUGAGGCAGGCUCGCCUCCUCCAGCUGUAGUUGCUGCUGAUGCUUCUUCAGCUCCCUCCUCUUCCUCCAUGGGCGGUGCUUGCAGCUCCUUUACCACCUCUUCCAGCCCUACCAUUUAUUCUACCUCAGUCACCGACAGCAAGGCUAUGCAAGUGGAGAGCUGCUCCUCAGCCGUGGGGGUAAGUAACAGAGGGGUAAGUGAAAAGCAAUUCACCAGUAACACAGUUCAGCAGCAUCCAUCAACACCGAAGAGGCACACAGUCUUGUACAUCUCACCACCACCUGAGGACUUGCUGGAUAACAGUCGGAUGUCCUGCCAGGAUGAGGGGUGUGGAUUGGAAUCUGAGCAGAGCUGCAGUAUGUGGAUGGAGGAUUCCCCCUCCAACUUCAGUAACAUGAGCACCAGUUCCUACAAUGAUAACACUGAGGUACCUCGUAAAUCACGAAAACGAAAUCCAAAGCAGAGGCCGGGGGUCAAACGACGAGAUUGUGAAGAAUCUAAUAUGGAUAUAUUUGAUGCCGACAGUGCCAAAGCACCUCACUAUGUGCUUUCUCAGCUUACCACGGACAACAAAGGCAACUCAAAAGCAGGAAAUGGAACAUUGGAAAACCAAAAAGGAACUGGAGUUAAGAAGAGCCCUAUGUUGUGUGGACAAUAUCCUGUAAAAAGUGAGGGAAAGGAGCUGAAGAUAGUUGUACAACCUGAGACCCAGCACCGAGCUCGGUACCUGACUGAGGGCAGCCGUGGCUCAGUAAAAGAUAGAACACAGCAAGGCUUUCCUACAGUAAAGCUGGAAGGCCAUAAUGAACCAGUAGUAUUGCAAGUGUUUGUGGGGAAUGACUCUGGUCGAGUAAAACCGCAUGGAUUUUAUCAGGCCUGCAGAGUAACUGGACGAAAUACAACGCCUUGCAAAGAAGUAGACAUUGAAGGCACUACUGUUAUCGAAGUUGGCCUUGAUCCUAGCAACAACAUGACACUGGCGGUGGACUGCGUAGGGAUAUUAAAACUGAGGAAUGCUGAUGUUGAAGCCAGAAUAGGAAUUGCUGGUUCCAAGAAAAAAAGCACUCGUGCCAGAUUGGUUUUUCGAGUUAAUAUCAUGAGGAAAGAUGGCUCCACUUUGACACUGCAAACACCCUCUUCUCCAAUUUUGUGUACUCAGCCAGCAGGAGUGCCAGAGAUAUUAAAGAAAAGCUUGCAUAGCUGUUCGGUGAAAGGAGAAGAGGAAGUGUUUUUAAUUGGCAAAAAUUUUCUGAAAGGAACUAAAGUUAUUUUCCAAGAAAAUGUUUCUGAUGAAAACUCUUGGAAGUCAGAAGCUGAAAUCGACAUGGAAUUAUUUCAUCAGAAUCAUCUUAUUGUGAAGGUUCCCCCCUAUCAUGACCAACAUAUAACUUUGCCUGUAUCAGUGGGAAUAUAUGUAGUGACUAAUGCUGGAAGAUCUCAUGAUGUUCAGCCAUUCACUUAUACUCCAGACCCAGCAGUAGCUGGUACUUUGAAUGUAAAUGUGAAGAAGGAAAUAUCCAGUCCAGCAAGACCUUGCUCUUUUGAAGAGGCCAUGAAAGGUACCAAUUUGAUUCUUCUUAAAAAUUCAAUGAAAACUACUGGAUGUAACUUAGAUAAGGUAAAUAUCCUUCCUAAUGCUCUGAUCACUCCACUCAUAUCAAGCAGUAUGAUUAAGAGUGAAGAUGUUACUCCAAUGGAAGUAACAGCAGAAAAAAGAUCUUCCCCAAUUUUUAAGACUACAAAGGCAGUUGGAUCAACUCAGCAAACAUUAGAAAAUAUCUCUAACAUAGCUGGAAAUGGUUCUUUUUCAUCACCGUCAUCUUCCCACUUACCUUCUGAAAAUGAAAAGCAACAGCAGAUUCAGCCCAAGGUGUACAACCCAGAGACCCUGACAACUAUCCAAACACAAGACAUCUCACAGCCUGGUACCUUUCCAGCAGUUUCUGCUUCUAGUCAGCUGCCCAACAGUGAUGCACUGCUGCAGCAGGCCACACAGUUCCAGACCAGAGAAUCUCAAUCUAGAGAGGUAUUACAGUCGGAUGGCACAGUGGUUAAUUUGUCACAACUGACUGAGGCGUCACAGCAACAGCAGCAGUCACCACUACAAGAACAAGCACAGACUUUGCAGCAGCAGAUUUCAUCAAAUAUUUUUCCAUCACCAAAUAGUGUGAGUCAGCUACAGAAUACUAUUCAGCAGUUGCAAGCAGGAAGCUUUACAGGCAGUACUGCUAGUGGCAGCAGUGGGAGUGUUGACUUGGUCCAACAAGUUUUAGAGGCACAACAACAGUUAUCUUCAGUUUUAUUUUCUGCUCCAGAUGGUAAUGAAAAUGUUCAGGAACAGCUUAGCGCAGACAUUUUUCAACAAGUCAGUCAAAUUCAAAAUAGUGUAAGCCCUGGAAUGUUUUCCUCAACAGAGCCAACAGUCCAUACCAGACCAGAUAAUUUAAUACCUGGAAGAGCUGAAAGUGUUCAUCCACAGACUGAAAACACAUUGUCUAGUCAACAGCAGCAACAGCAGCAACAGCAAGUGAUGGAAUCAUCAGCUGCAAUGGUGAUGGAGAUGCAGCAGAGUAUCUGCCAGGCAGCUGCCCAGAUUCAGUCAGAGUUAUUCCCUUCAUCUGCUUCAGCAAAUGGAAACCUUCAACAAUCACCAGUUUACCAACAGACUUCUCACAUGAUGAGUGCAUUAUCUACCAAUGAGGACAUGCAAAUGCAGUGUGAAUUGUUUUCUUCUCCUCCUACAGUUUCUGGAAAUGAAACUUCUACAACCACCACACAGCAGGUUGGGACCCCUGGGACUACUAUGUUUCAGACAUCAAGUUCAGGAGAUGGAGAAGAAACUGGAGCACAAGCAAAACAGAUUCAGAACAGUGUCUUUCAGACCAUGGUCCAGAUGCAACAUAGUGGGGACAAUCAACCUCAAGUUAACCUUUUUUCAUCUACAAAAAGUAUGAUGAGUGUUCAGAAUAGUACUACCCAGCAACAAGGCAAUGGUUUAUUCCAGCAAGGUAAUGAGAUGAUGUCACUUCAAUCUGGGAAUUUUUUGCAGCAGUCUUCUCAUUCACAGGCUCAGCUUUUUCAUCCUCAAAAUCCCAUUGCCGAUGCUCAGAACCUUUCCCAGGAAACGCAAGGUUCUAUUUUUCAUAAUCCAAAUCCUAUUGUCCACACUCAGACUUCUACAACCUCCUCUGAACAAAUGCAGCCUCCAAUGUUUCACUCUCAAAGUAGCAUUGCUGUGUUACAGGGCUCUUCAGUUCCUCAAGACCAGCAGUCAACCAACAUAUUUCUUUCCCAGAGUCCUAUGAAUAAUCUUCAGACUAAUACAGUGGCCCAAGAAGAACAGAUUUCAUUUUUUGCAUCACAGAACUCAAUUUCUCCACUUCAGUCAACGUCAAACCCUGAACAGCAAGCUGCUUUCCAGCAGCAAGCUCCAAUAUCCCAUAUCCAGACCCCCAUGCUUUCCCAAGAACAAGCACAACCCUCGCAGCAAGGUUUAUUUCAGCCUCAGGUGUCCCUGGGCUCCCUUCCACCUAAUCCAAUUCCUCAAAACCAACAAGGAACAAUUUUCCAGUCACAGCACUCAAUAGUUGCUAUGCAGAGUAACUCUCCAUCCCAGGAGCAGCAGCAACAGCAACAACAGCAGCAGCAGCAACAGCAGCAACAACAGCAGAGCAUUUUAUUCAGUAAUCAGAAUACCAUGGCUACAAUGGCAUCUCAGAAGCAACCACCACCAAACAUGAUAUUCAACCCAAAUCAAAAUCCAAUGGCUAAUCAGGAGCAGCAGAACCAGUCAAUUUUUCACCAACAAAGUAAUAUGGCCCCAAUGAAUCAAGAGCAGCAGCCCAUGCAAUUUCAGAAUCAGUCCACAGUUUCGUCACUUCAGAACCCAGGUCCUCCCCAGUCUGAAUCAUCACAGACCUCCUUGUUCCAUAGCUCUCCUCAGAUUCAGUUGGUACAAGGGUCACCUAAUUCUCAAGACCAACAAGUAACACUCUUCCUCUCUCCAGCGUCCAUGUCUGCAUUGCAGACUAGUAUAAACCAACAAGACAUGCAACAGUCUCCUCUUUAUUCCCCUCAGAACAACAUGCCUGGAAUCCAAGGAGCCACAUCUUCACCUCAACCACAGGCUACUUUGUUUCACAACUCUGCAGGAGGCACAAUGAACCAACUACAGAAUUCUCCAGGCUCAUCUCAGCAGACUUCAGGAAUGUUCUUAUUUGGCAUUCAAAAUAACUGUAGUCAGCUUUUAACCUCUGGACCAACUACAUUGCCAGAUCAAUUGAUGGCCAUAAGUCAGCCAGGCCAACCACAAAACGAGGGCCAGCCACCUGUGACAACACUUCUUUCUCAGCAGAUGUCAGAGAAUUCUCCACUGGCAUCCUCUAUAAAUACCAACCAGAACAUCGAAAAGAUUGAUUUGCUUGUUUCAUUGCAAAACCAAGGGAACAACCUGACUGGUUCCUUUUAACUGAAUAUAAAUUCCAUGAAGAAAAUCCUGAUUCCAAGAUGUCCUGAGAUCUUAUGGUUCCAUGAGGAUUACUGAACUAUUACUUUAAAAACAAAACAAAAUAUGAAAAACUGUAUUUGAGUAAAUGGAUAGAUUUUACUCUGACUGCAAAAGAGCACACCUAUGCUGUCUGUUGCAGUGAUUAGCCAUCAAUGAUAACAUGUUCAUAUUUUAUAUUCCUAAUAACAGUGAUGACUGAGAACCAAUUUGAGUUUCCAGCUGACUGAAUUGAUUGUUGCUAUUUUCCUAGGUGUGGUUUCUUUAAAAGUAAAGUUUAAUUUCAAGGCUGGACCACUCAGUUAUUAUUGCUAUUAGAAAAUAAUAUUUGUCAUGUUUACUUUUGUUCAUUUUUUUCUGCAUUGUUUUAGUCAAGCAAUGGCUUUUGAAAAAGCAAAAUUCAAUAAUAAUUAAGGCUGUGAUUUUUUUCACUAUAAAAAAGCACAGCUGUUGGCCAAAGUGAAGGAAUCUUUUUUCAGUUUUUGUGGAGAAACUGAAGGGGUAACAUUCUGAGAGAUGAGCUGUCUUAAGAACUCUAUGCAGAUAAGAGGACUCUUGAUUUAAUACAAAGGCAGACAAUACACAAAACUGGGGACAGCUGGAAUGCUAUUGAUUUUAUUUUUCAGAGAGUUGUUAAUUCUCUGUGUUUCUACUAAGGGGUUUAGCCAUAACUGUGCAUAGAAAAAUACUUAUCUUGCUCUAUAAAAAAUGAAGGGGAUAAUAUAUGGUGAGUUAUGUUCUGAUAUCCUCCUACAGUAGUUUAAAACUGACAGAAUGAUUUGAGUCUGUUUUCUUCUUAAUCCAGUCUUAGGCUGGUAUUCCCUUUUUAUAUGCAUCUAUAUUAUUUUCCACCUCUUUUUCAUUUUAUUUUAGACAAGUAUUAAUAUACUACUGGCUUUGUGACCCUGUAGCAACUUAAAGGAAAAGGCCAUUUUAGGGUGACCAAGCAAUCCUGCAGCAUAGGACAGGAAGUACUCUUUUGGGAAUUAUUGAGAGUUGAUUCCUGAGAAACAAUAUAUUUUUUUCCCCAUGAACGGUGCUGUUCCGAAGUCUUCAAAUUUUUCCCUCUAAUUAGAAAACAGUGUAAAUUUUAAUUGAAAAAAAAGAAAGACAAACUAAAACUUCUUGAAACAUUACUUCUCCCUGAGCUGCAGUGAGUAUAAAUUCACUUGUCACCUCAGUGCUUUACUUGGUCACUUACCUGAUGGUUUCCACAAGCCUUAGGCUUUACAGGGUUGUAUAAUUGACUGAAAAUGAAGAAUUAACUGUGUUACAUCUAUACAGAACAAAAUAACACACUCCAGAACUUGCAGUUGUAGCAUUAGUUAUACAGUUUGGGUGUUCUUGCCACCCAUGGGAUGCCUGCUUCUCACUACCACCUGUGUCUGGACAUGUGCUUAUGUCUCAUUUUCCUUUUGGCAUGUGGAGAGCUGUCAAUGCAAUAUAAGGCCAACAUAUAUGUGACUUCAAUGUGUUGAUAUAAUGUUUUGGUGUUCUUGUCUGUUUCAUUUAUUUGUUAAGUGUACAAAAAAUAGCCUGUUAAUUGUUGUUGAAGGCUACUUUUCUGUUCAAUUUUUUUUUCUAUCGUAUACAUUUAGUUGAACUGUGUGGAAUUGUGGUGUUGGUUUUGUUUAUACAGCCAGAUUUUUCCCUCUUUUUGUGAUGGUCUUUGUUCUUUGAAUGUGCUCUUCUAAUUUGUUUUUUUCUUUCUUCUUAUGUAUACUUCCCUCCACCCCAACCCUUUCUUUCUUUCUCUCUCUGAUUGAGAGGCAUUGAAUUACGUUUUCAGUAGUACAGGCUUCUUGCCGAUAUGAAGGGAACUUUUCAGAAAGAGACCUACUCUGGGUCAUUUAAUUUUGAAUACAGUUUUCAAUCGUUCAAGUUUUGGAUGGUUUAUAUCUAAUGUGUGUUUCAUUUUUUUGGAAAGCUAUAUUUUGUAUUUAGGAAAUGGUAUACUAUUUUGCUAUUUGUACUGAGUGAGUACAUUGGCAUAAAUAUAGAAAUUUAUAUAUAUACAUAUAUAUAAACUAUUCUUUUUUGCCACACAUUUUUGUGGUAAAUUUGUGAGUUUGUCUGAUGUUCUACCACAACGUGGCGUCUGAUAACAGUGAGGGGGGGUUUGUUAUGUCUUUAUUGAGUAUUUAAGUAUCUUUUGAAACAAAUGAUCUGUUUAUCUGUGGCCAUUCCAUCAGGCAGUUCCUUGGUGUUAUUAGUGGGCUAAAGGCAGCUUACUGUGUGUUUGCUGGAUCUUUCACUCAGCAAAAUGUUAGAGUAAGGAAACCCGUUGAGGCGGUUGUGUCAAAUGGUGUUUCACAAGAAUGAGCCAUUCAGUCUUUGCUCACUAUAUAUUUAAUAUUUUAUUGUUAUUGUUAUUAUUAAUUGGCUUUCUGUAUCCUAUGCCUUUUAUUUAUAAAGACACUAAAAAAAACCAUGUUUGUAAUUUUAAUAACAUUUUCCCCAUCUUGUAAUAUCCAGAGCUACUUUAUAAAUUCUUUGAACCAAAAGUAUUUUCCUCAGUAUAUCUCUUCUCCCUCAGCCCCUAUCGGGAAAAAUUACCCAAUAUAGUUCAGGUUGUGAGAAGGAUCAGCUACACAAUCCAGUGCUUCAGUUUUAAAAUAUAAAACUCUAACCCUAGAGCAGGAUUGACUAUACUGUCAGACAAAGCAAACCCAGCAGGUAUGAAAAAACGAAAUAGACAUUAAAAAAUUUAAGUUUUUUUUUUUCUGAGAAAAGUCAUAGGAGACUCAAGAAGUCUAUUUGUUCACCAGGUUCUAAUUAGAAUGAUUAUUAAUACUGCACUAUGGGUGAAGUGGUGGCAAGAAGACUGGCUUGUGUGCUGACUUCUGUGAUUUAGCAAGAGGUUUGUCAUUGUAAAAUGCUGAUUGGCAAUGCCAAGUCACUGGGACCAAUUUUCUGUUUUAUAAUACCUAAAUUUAGAACAGAACGUACACCUGAACUGUAGUGGUUGGAUUGGAUGGAGGCAGAAAACCCAAUUUUUAUUCUCAUAAAUUUUGUGGUUAUUUAUACAAGGGCUGUGCUAUGCUACCAUAUUCUUAUUCAGUAAUAAUAGAUUUUUUUUACAUUGUUAAAUGUUCCUUACCCCUAAAGGUCAAUGUUAAGUACAACAUUCUGAGUAUAUAAUUUGGUUACAAAGAGUAUUUGUCUUCUUAUUGAAGCUCAGUGGUUGAUACUUGUGCUAAUAAUGCAGUUUCCUGGUUACUGUUACAAGUUGUAGCUACAUAUAGGAGAGACUCAGUGAGCCAGCAAAGGCCAUGGAAACAAUUUAUUAAAUUUAUUUAUGGCAGAAGGACCUAAAUAGACUGUGAACCACAUUUUAUUUCUUUAUAUUGUUACAUUCAGUUGUUCUUGCUUUCAACAACUCACAUUAAUGCUUGGAGCUUGUGUGUGUGUGUGUGUGUGUGUGUGUGUGUGUGUGUGUGUGUGUGUGUUAUUCCUUAUUGUCAUUCCAUUAUAUAUCCACACCAACAUGGGAGAAGAUAAUUAGAAGUCAUAUUUUGCCUCUGAGCUUUAUCAUGUUACCUUUAUGAUUAGAGUAUCAUUCUGUUAUUUAGCCAAUGCAAAUCUGUUUUACCCAAUCUCCCUAGACCAGGUUGUUUAAAAGGGCUUUGUUUAUUAUAUUAGCAGUAUUAAUGAGAGAUCUUCCUUUUUUCCUCCUUCCCUCUCUCCUUCCUUCCUUCCAUCCAUCCAUCCAUCCAUCCUUGCUUUUUUUUUUUUUUUGUAGUAUAUGAGAUGUAGUUUGGAAUUUCAUUCUAGUGCAUUUCCUGCCCGUCACAACCUCAGCUAAUCUACCUAAGAAAAAUAGUGUCAAAGGAAAUGAGAAAGAAGUUGUGUCUGAGUCCCUGCAGAACUAAGAUAAUAAUUCUUUUUGACCAUUUAAGCCAUUAUAAAUGCUUGUUUUGGAAAAGUGAAAUCUGUUGGAUACAUCAACAAAUAACAAUCAGAAUAAAAUGAUUUAAUAAUUAAAGUCUCAAAUUUAACAUGGUUCUAAAUUUUCACUUGGAGUAGUAAUCUAAGAAUUUUUCAUUUUUCUGAUGAAAUUUUCUGUUCUAAUACCAGUUUCCUGUUUUUUUUUUUAAUUAAUUGAAAAUUGUAUGAGAUCUGUUAGCUUUGCUCUGCUUUGUGACCAUAGGCUUCAUCUCUAACCAAGAUAGCUGUCUUACAUCUGCAUGCCUUUGGUUAUAAGUAGGGACUCAGUAUGGAGAGACUGUAGUUCAGGAGAUAAAUUAGAAAAAUAACUCAGAGUAUGUACCCUAGUAAAUAGGUUAGUAGAAUCAUGUAACAUGUAUUAAAAAGAGGUUUUCUCUGCCUUGUUUGUGUCACUAGAGCUAUAUUGUGGAGAUAAUGUUCAUAAUGUAGUAAAUAUCAGAAUAAUGUCUACAUUUGUGGCUAGUCCCAGUGUUCUAAUUACUUCUUCAAUCCUCAUUUAAUUUUAUGCCAUUCUAGCCUCUUUUAUUAAUAAAGUUCUGUUCUUCUUUUACUCCACUUUUCUCUUUCAGGAAAUUUUUUAAAUUAAUAUUUUAUAUCUAGAUUAAAUGCUUAUGGAAAAGUGCCUUUUUACCAUAAUAGUGCUCCCUUCUUAUAAUUUUAUUUUUCACUAUUGCCAAAAACAUACAAACACAUGGUUUUAACAGGUCCCAACCUUCACUUUUUCCAUUUAGUCAUUCUUUUCUCCAUUUCUUGAUCACCAUAAGAAACAACUUCGUAAGUCCCUUUGGUUUAAGAAUAAUAGAAAGAACGCAUUUUUAGAAUUGUUUCUUUGGGGAGGGUAAGGCUUUAUAUCAGUUAACUCUAAAUUUUUCUUCAUCUCAACCAAUUAGUGAUAGGUCUUAUCUAAAUACUAAUGAGAAUUUUACUGUCUUUGAGACUUCUUGCACACAACUGUGUGUAAAUUUCAACAAGGAAUUGUUUAAAGCAUUUUCUCUGAUCUUAGAUGAACAUAAAUCCCUACUAAAGCGUAGUUUAAGCGAGUCCAGGUAAUGUCAGUUUUUUUUUAACUAGACAGGGCAAAGUUGUUCAUUUUAGUGUACUUAUCAGAACCUCAGUUAAUUUGCCUAGGGAAAAAAGUGUCAAAGGAAAUGAGGUAGAAGUUAGAUCUGAGUCCCUGUAGACUUAAGAUAAUAAUUCCUUUCAAACAGAUAGAGUUGGAUUUAGUGCCCUGGUUUUUGUUAAUUUUGCCUCUAUUUUGCUCCUUAACACAAUGGUGGUGCUUGAAGGAAGGGCCAUGAGCAACAGGUCAGGAUAGUGGUACCUUUGGGAGAGAGCUACUUUCCCCAUGCAGCUAUUUUUGUGACUGUUAGUGACACUGAAGACUGCAAACCUUUAUGCAAUAUUCUUAAUAGCCUAUUGAUAUUAUGCACUUUAGUCAUUCCAAAGAAGCCAAGAAUGCUGUAUAGAGAUGAUUCCUGCUUAAUGAAUACAUCUUAACUAUUUAGAAUAUUAUGUCCCAUUUUCUUUUGGUUAGCCAACUUAGUGUAAGAGUUAUGUGGAUAUUUUCUAAAAUGACCAUAUAGUAGAACUGAAGACUCUAUAAGGGGAAAUGAUUACACUUUUAACAAAUCAUUUUAGAAACAUUACAGUAUUCAGCUUGCUAAUUUAUAUUUGAGAGUUCAUUAAAAUCAGCCUUCUUUCUAUAUAUUUUGUUUCAUGUAUAUAAGAGCAUUACAGUGUAUCGUUUUCUAUAUGUGUAGUAUGUACAAAUCAGUGGUUCUCAAAGUAUAGUCCUCAGUCCACCAGCUAGCAUUAGUAUCACCUGGGAACUAGUCAGAAAUGCCAAUUCUUGGGCCCCAUCCCACACAUACUGAAUCAGAAAUCUGGAAUGGGGCCCAGCAAUCUGUGUUUUAACAAGCCCUCCAGGUGAUUCUGAUGCACACUAAAGUUUAAGAAUCACUGAUAUAAACUAUAUCUCGAGAGAGCUAGCAAGGUUUUUUUUUCCCCACUCAGAUACAGUUAUACAUUAUUCUUUAUGUAAAUUCAGCUUAACCUGGUUAAUCACUUAUUGUCAGUGAUAAUUCUCAGUACUGCCUAUAGAAAUACAGUAUAUUUUAUGUACAUACACAGUCUAGUUAUUGAUAAUUCAGUUAACUUAGUUUGGCAUUUUCCUACCACUUACUAAAAAGUUUACAUUAAAUGACAUUUAAAUAUGUAGGUGCAGUGUUCUAUAUUUAUUUUAAUUGCCAUGACAUUUAAGUAGCUAAUAUAAUUGACGGGUGCUAAAGUCUCCUGUUUAUCCAUAAAAUGGGUACAUUUUGGGCAGUGUAAUACAAGAUUUCUUUUCAUUGCCUCAUACUUUACCAGCAGACCACAGUUUUGCUCUGGCUAGACCAACUCUCAGAACAAAAUUAUCAUUCCUUGUAUUUAUAUUUGUAUCUGAAAUAGUAAACAAGAUGGCUGGCCAGGUCAACAUAGCACCUUAUUUAAUUUCUUUUUUUAAUAGGUAAAACUUCUUUAAAAGUAGCUUGCUUUGUAUCAGAACUAAUGCAAUAGAGAUAUAGCUGUCCUUGAGCUUAUGGCUACAGACAAGAAUUAUUUACUAAAAUAAAUAUUAAACAAGAUAAUGCAUUAUAUAAUUUGGGCAUUUCUCCUUUCUCCAUUUUAUGUAUCAUGGUGAAUAUAAACUAACCACAAGAUAAGUAGAUUUAUUCAUUCAUUUUAAUCUCCUGUGCAAUUUAGUACCUCUAUUAUUGUUCUAAUCUCCCUCCCAUUGUUUACAAAUCACCAAUUAGUUAACUUAUGAAAGAAAAAUUUACAUUUCAGAAUAAAAAUAAAUGUAUACUCACUUUAUAAAAAUCACCACUGCUAUCUUUCCUUAAUACUAGCAGUGGAAAUGUUAAGUGGCUUACUCUAAAAACUUUGGUGCUGGCAAAUACAUAGGCAAACUGUUGGGAAAUGCUGUAGUUAACAUUCCUCCUUUCUUAUUUCUUUUUCCCUCUUCCCCACUUAACUGCACAUAUUCCUCUACCCAAGGCAUUCUACCACAAUUCUGUUCAACUCCAAUUUGUGAUCUCUCAUUUAAAACUUACAUGUUUAACCAUAUCACCCUGCUUGCUCACUUGCAUUCUCUCUCCCUCCCUCCCUCCUCUCUUUUCCAGAAGUCACUUGCCCGGUUAGAAAUAUUUUGUAGGGAUUGCUUAUUAUGAUUAUUUUAGCUGAUGAACCUCAGGACAACAUACAUACACACACACACACACAUAUACACACACACAAGAUCUCAGAUGUUUGAGUGGAUUUGGAGUCAAAUUUCUGUGUCUAAGAAAGAACUGUCCUGCACUGAAGUGACUGGUGACUUUGAUAGUUACAGAUUGAUUCCAAUGAACUUGAGCUAAUUUCUUUUGAUCUAAUGAAUGUAUCUGCUCACCUUGUUCCCUUACUUCUAAUGGAUAAGCUCCAAGUAGUUGCUAAUUUUUUGGCAACUUUUACUGAGUUUCAUUCACUUCUUUUACUUAGUCUUUUAAUAAGUAUACUACACAUAUUUCAUUAACCUGUUCUCAAGUGGUUUAGCUACCAUUCUGCCAUUUAAAUUUUUAUUUAAUUUUAUUUGCUCGAGCACACUGAUCAACCACUGAACUGCCUUCUUCCAUUGUCCUGCAACGAUAUAAAGGUUACAUUUUUGUGUAUAUGGCUUUCAUAGUGGGGAUUUCAGAGCACUGAUACCAGAUAUUUUCAGUUUGUUCUCUGGGGGAAUUUCAUUUGCAUCUAUGUUUUUAGCUAUCUGUGAUAACUUGUUAAAUAUUAAAAAGAUAUUUUGCUUCUAUUGGAACAUUUGUAUACUCGCAACUAUAUUUCUGUAAACAGCUGCAGUCAAAAAUAAAACAUUGAAAGUUUUCA
Messenger RNA from Lemur catta (Ring-tailed lemur), 12899 nucleotides. RefSeq names its product nuclear factor of activated T cells 5 (gene NFAT5). Gene Ontology annotation, biological process: calcineurin-NFAT signaling cascade; cytokine production; regulation of transcription by RNA polymerase II. Gene Ontology annotation, molecular function: DNA-binding transcription factor activity, RNA polymerase II-specific; RNA polymerase II cis-regulatory region sequence-specific DNA binding; transcription factor binding. The transcript has 15 exons. Bases 336 to 5018 code for a protein of 1560 amino acids. The record is from RefSeq and is a predicted model, not a curated record. Gene Ontology annotation, cellular component: transcription regulator complex. NCBI's taxonomy places the organism in Eukaryota, Metazoa, Chordata, Mammalia, Primates, Lemuridae.